AUGUUGGCCAGAAAGAGCAUCAUCCCCGAGGAGUAUGUGCUGGCGCGCAUCGCGGCGGAGAAUCUGCGCAAGCCGCGCGUCCGAGACCGCCUCCCCAAAGCCCGCUUCAUCGCCAAGAGCGGGGCAUGCAACCUGGCGCACAAGAACAUCCGUGAGCAAGGACGAUUCCUGCAGGACAUCUUCACUACCUUGGUGGACCUGAAAUGGCGCCACACGCUGGUCAUCUUUACCAUGUCGUUCCUCUGCAGCUGGCUGCUCUUCGCCAUCAUGUGGUGGUUGGUGGCCUUUGCCCAUGGGGACAUCUACGCUUACAUGGAGAAGAGUGGAAUGGAGAAAAGUGGUUUGGAGUCCACUGUUUGUGUGACUAAUGUCAGGUCUUUCACCUCUGCUUUUCUCUUCUCCAUUGAAGUUCAAGUGACGAUCGGAUUUGGAGGGAGAAUGAUGACAGAGGAAUGUCCUCUGGCCAUCACAGUUUUGAUUCUCCAGAACAUUGUGGGUUUGAUAAUCAAUGCAGUCAUGUUGGGCUGCAUUUUCAUGAAAACAGCUCAGGCUCACAGGAGGGCGGAAACCUUGAUUUUCAGCCGCCAUGCUGUGAUUGCUGUCCGAAAUGGCAAGCUGUGCUUCAUGUUCCGAGUGGGCGACCUAAGAAAGAGUAUGAUCAUUAGUGCCUCAGUGCGCAUCCAGGUGGUCAAGAAGACAACUACACCUGAAGGGGAGGUGGUGCCUAUUCACCAGCUGGACAUUCCUGUUGAUAACCCAAUUGAGAGUAAUAACAUUUUUCUGGUGGCCCCUUUGAUCAUCUGCCACGUGAUUGACAAGCGCAGCCCCUUGUAUGAUAUCUCAGCAACUGACCUCGCCAACCAAGACCUAGAGGUCAUAGUGAUUCUGGAAGGAGUGGUCGAAACUACUGGCAUUACCACACAAGCAAGAACCUCCUAUAUCGCUGAGGAGAUCCAAUGGGGCCAUCGCUUUGUGUCUAUUGUAACUGAGGAGGAAGGAGUGUAUUCUGUGGAUUACUCCAAAUUUGGCAACACUGUUAAAGUAGCUGCUCCCAGGUGCAGUGCCCGAGAGCUGGAUGAGAAGCCUUCCAUCCUGAUUCAGACCCUCCAGAAGAGUGAACUGUCCCAUCAAAAUUCUCUGAGGAAGCGCAAUUCCAUGAGGAGAAACAAUUCCAUGAGGAGGAACAAUUCCAUCCGAAGGAACAACUCAUCCCUCAUGGUGCCAAAGGUGCAAUUUAUGACUCCAGAAGGAAAUCAAAACACAUCGGAAUCAUGACAGCAAGCCAACCUCAAGAAAAUCUUUUAUCAAGUGUUGGAUGGUUUAGGCAAAGCACUGUCAGACUGCACCAGAGCCGAAACACAGUAAUUUGUUCUUCUAUGUCUUCAUGCACCAAAUGAUACUCAUAUUCAAGCAACAGCACUUUCUGUGUCAAUAACCAGUAACACAAGGUGGAGGGUUCAUGGCUCAUACUUGUCUCACACAUGUGGUAUUUGCAGUGACAUGCUUCUAUUAUGUAUAGGAAAUAGUAUGCUCUCCUUUCUCUCAAUUUGAAACCCAAGAAUUCCGUUCAUAGUAAUAGACCUUGAAUACCAAAGUUGGCCAAGGAAUGAUUCUGUUUGAAAUGCUUAGUGCUUGAAACCACAGAUCUCUCUGUUUCCAUUGGUCACUCUGAAAAUGCAAUUAGGGUGGGCAGGGGAACCCCAAAAAGGUGCUGUUAACACCUUUUGUGUAUCAACCAGUAUGUUGCCUUCUCCUUUUUCUAGAUGCUGCGCCUGGUGAGAA
Messenger RNA from Neomonachus schauinslandi (Hawaiian monk seal), 1782 nucleotides. RefSeq names its product potassium inwardly rectifying channel subfamily J member 8 (gene KCNJ8). Gene Ontology annotation, biological process: potassium ion import across plasma membrane; regulation of monoatomic ion transmembrane transport. The record is from RefSeq and is a predicted model, not a curated record. Bases 1 to 1275 code for a protein of 424 amino acids. Lineage: Eukaryota; Metazoa; Chordata; Mammalia; Carnivora; Phocidae. Gene Ontology annotation, molecular function: ATP-activated inward rectifier potassium channel activity. The transcript has 2 exons. Gene Ontology annotation, cellular component: plasma membrane.